CCAACCAGCUUCACGCAGUAAGGCACCACUCAGUGAACACUUGAGACGAUGGUGGGCAUUCGUGCUGUACUGCUCGUGUUCCUCGCACUGGGUGUGGAAGGCGUCCGUACCCUCGCCUCGCCCCAAGACUGUGACGCCUCAUCUGAUGUAGUCGUGCAGGGCGGGAGUGUUGUUCCAGUUUACUAUGAAGUGAUAGCCGGAGCAAAAAAAAUGUCGGCAACCUUGUUCUUGCAGCCUCUCAUUGGCUUUGAGGGAGUUAGUGUUGAGGCUAACUAUAAAACGGACACAUUAGCUGCCUGGUUCUCCACUCACCAGUGUUGCUCAGGAACACCACAUGACGUCACGUGGAUACCAUUGAAGGUGGAGGUGGAGGUCGUAUGGCAUUAUUUUCCACCUUUUUAUUACUUGCACUACAUGAUGGACUUUGGUGGAUGCGUGAAGAAAUGUGAAAAGAAUUAUUGUGGUUAUGCUUGGGAUGUCGACGUUGUUAAAAGCCUGAAGGUUGUAGCUCAUGGCUCCUCCAGAUGGAAGUGUGGCAGCCCGCCAGACACCUGCCUCACCAGCUGUAGUACCACCACCACCACCACCACCACCUCCUGCCAGGAACCGUCACGCCAGCGCUCUGUAAAUUCUACGUCACUUUCGUCUCCAUGUAAUGCCACACCCUCACUGACUGCCACGCCUACACCAUUUGUCACAGCCACAACAGUUGUCACGCCCACACCACAGCCCUUGUCAGAGUGGGUGUUUGUGCUGCCUCCAGUAGCGGUGGGCAUCGUGAUAAUAGUAGCGGUGUUGGCGUCGCUUAUUCCUGAGAUGAGACAACUUGCGUGCCGUGUACUAAGGUUAAGACGUCUGCCGGCACCCCUUCCAUCCCCGUCCCGCCAGCAGCACCAGAGUUCUGUCCCCGUCAGCAUGAACUCUUUGUACGAGUCCUUCAGUAGUCCCUCUGAAAGCCGCCACCAGCAGUGAACAUCAGUAUAAGUAUUUUGUACUCCUAAGGGCCUCUACUCAGAAACGCUCUCUCACCACUACUGUUUUCAAAGGCCACAGUGAUGGUUACUGGAUUCUGAAAUGUUUUUUUUUUGGGUGAAUAAUUUAGAAAUCUUGUUAAUAUCUCAUUAGAACAAUAAAAAAAGAUCACUUAAAAACCUGUUUAACUUCAAUUAGAGCAUUUUGAAAGUAGUGCAGGUGACUGCCAUGUCCUUAUGGAUGGACUCUCUCUCUCUCUCUCUCUCUCUCUCUCUCUCUCUCUCUCUCUCUCUCUCUCUCUCUCUCUCUCUCUCUCUCUGUCUGAUAGGUGCAUCCCUUCUGGGAGAGUUCAUGCUUUACUUCACCCAGUAAUUAUUUGAUUAAAAAGACACAUGAGUUAGGACAAAUAGCAUAAUAGUGAGAUAUUUCCAUUCGUAAAGUUGUGGAAGAAAGUAACAUUAUAUUGUUGGUGUUACACUUGUGACUGCGUCCUGCACUGAGGAGAUUAUAACUUAGGGUGGCAUCAAAUGAACCAACCCUGCAAUGUUCAAGUGUGUGGAAUGCACGCGUAGCACAUAAUGCUUUGUGUAAAUCUAGUGAGUGGAACGCGGUGGUGCAAGAAAACAUGGGAAGACACAGAAGGUACUUUAUUCUCAGACAUUUCGGCCCUGAAGAAGGCAACAACCCAGACGUUAGGUAAUAAAGUAGUACUGCCCCUCAUCCCGUGUUUCCCCCACCACCGCAGUGCACAGCGAUGUGGUUUGUAGACAUAGGGAAGCUACGGAGCGUGGAAUGGGAUUAUGUGAUCUGCCAUGUUUUACAACUCAGUGAUGAAAUGUGUCUUAGAGUAUAAGUAUGUAAUUUUUAGUUUCAUUUAUUGGGUGGUAGACAGACAGCAGUGGAUCUCAACAUUCCCUAAGUUCAUGCACCUCUCCGGGAGCUUUUGAGAAAUUCAUGUACCCCCGCGCCUAGGACGAUUAAGUGCAAGAACUUGCAUGAAUAUUUUACGGUUUUCACAAGUUUUAACACUGAAAACAAUAUAAUUAAAAGUAUUAGUCCUCUCUUUUAAAUAUGAAAUAUAGCUACUUGGUUCUUAUUAAUUGUUCUACAGGUGCGAAAUGUAAAUUAAAAGAAAAUGCCACAUCUGAAAGCUGUGAGGCGCGAGUUGUGUCUGAGUGUAAUAUAUUAACAUACUACAUAAACCUGUACUGCUUUAAUCUCAGUUUGAAUGAAUUUCUUACAUAACGCACGGUUUACUUACUAAAAAAAUAUGUUCCUAUUGUGCAGUGUUGUACACACUAGCCAUGCCAUGUACCCUUCCAUGUACCCCAUUAUUUCCAAGUAUCCUUUGAAAACUUCAUCCACCCUGAGGCGCACCAUGCACCCAGGUUGACUCUCACAGGAUAAAGUGUUUCACAAAUGCCAACAUUUUGGGUUCAUGUUUGAGGCGUGUCCUUGUAUUUUAUCCUUUUUACCUUUCAAUAAUGUUAUCACCAUUACUCUCUCAUUCGUAGUUCUUGAUUUGUGCCUGGUCGUUCCGUGUCAACAAUUGUGAAACACCCUGCACAUUUUAGGAGGCAUGAUUGACACUAGAUAUGACGUGUGCAUUGAAAUGUUGCUUUUAUUCUUCAGUAAACUGUAAGUCGAGAUGCGUAUGACCACCUUGCUCUUCACUUUACUGUGUGUACUAACUAAUAAUAUGAAAAGGUGUUUAUUGCCUCACAAUUAAGUGUCUUCAUACGUAGGUUCUUCAGUUGUUUCUAUUCUGGCAUAUUAAGUUUUUAGAGGGUAAGGGCAAAUACCUGGUCGUCACCUUCACAAACAAAGUGGCUGUUAGUUUUGGCGAUUUCUCGACUUUCUUUUCUUUCCUCAGUCAAGUAAUCAUGUGGCGCACCUGCUGGCAUAGUGGUCUGUGUCCUGUCUUGGUGUGACAGGUCCGAAAUUCGCCUUAACUUUGCUCCCUAUUGAUAUGAAACUUUACGAGGCGUGGAAAAAUAUGAAGGGAAGACUAUUUUAUUUAUUAUUAUUAUAUCUAUAUUAUUCUUUUUUUUUUGUUAUUGUUGUUGAGGACCUUAUCAGUUUAUCUAUGAAGGCGAUAUGAUAUUUAGGGAGGAAAUAAAUUGUUGUUACCGU
This is a messenger RNA of Scylla paramamosain (green mud crab), 3105 nucleotides long. RefSeq lists its product as uncharacterized. The coding region runs from base 49 to 972 and encodes 307 amino acids. The record is from RefSeq and is a predicted model, not a curated record. The transcript is spliced from 2 exons. NCBI's taxonomy places the organism in Eukaryota, Metazoa, Arthropoda, Malacostraca, Decapoda, Portunidae.